Molecule: messenger RNA, 4082 nt
Organism: Ctenopharyngodon idella (grass carp)
Lineage: Eukaryota; Metazoa; Chordata; Actinopteri; Cypriniformes; Xenocyprididae
Gene: kif14
Product: kinesin family member 14
Biological process (GO): microtubule-based movement
Molecular function (GO): microtubule binding; ATP binding; microtubule motor activity
Source: RefSeq, a predicted model, not a curated record
ACCUUUCAGUUCAAGGGAGAAGAAUGAGAAAGCCCGUCAGUUUUGCAAGUCAGCAGAUGGUUUAUGAAAAACUGGCUCGGCCCUUGCUUGAAAGAGCAUUUGAGGGAUUUAACACUUGUCUUUUUGCCUACGGCCAAACAGGUUCUGGAAAGUCCUACACUAUGAUGGGUUUUGGUGAAGAGGCUGGAGUUAUUCCCAGGUUCUGCGAGGAACUUUUCUCAAGAUUGUCCAGAACUGAAACCAAAGAGAUAUCUUGCCAUCUGGAGAUGAGCUAUUUUGAGGUGUACAAUGAGAAAAUCCAUGAUUUGCUGGUGGCAAAGGACGAGCAAAACCUGAAGAAAAUGCCUUUGCGUGUCAGAGAACAUCCCGUUUACGGGCCUUAUGUUGCAGACCUGUCCACGAAUGUUGUCACGUCCUAUGCUGAUAUUCAGACUUGGCUUGAACUCGGUAACAAACAGAGAGCCACGGCCGCCACCGGCAUGAACGAUAAAAGCUCCAGAUCGCACUCUGUUUUCACUCUGGUCAUGACACAAACUAAAACUGAGUUUGUGGAGGAAGAGGAGCACGAUCACUACAUCACCAGCCGGAUAAAUCUGGUAGAUUUGGCAGGAAGUGAGCGUUGUACUUCAGCCCAGACCAGUGGAGACCGGCUCAGGGAGGGAGCAAGUAUCAACAAGUCUCUGCUCACUCUGGGAAAGGUGAUCUCGUCACUCUCGGAACAGGCUCAGAGCAGAAAGAAAGUCUUCACCCCAUACAGAGAGUCAGUGCUCACAUGGUUACUGAAGGAAAGCCUUGGUGGGAACUCCAAGACAGCCAUGAUCGCCACCCUGAGCCCUGCGGCCAGUAGCAUGGACGAGAGCCUGAGCACGCUGCGUUACGCCCAGCAGGCCCGUAUGAUCAUUAACAUAGCCAAAGUCAACGAGGACACCAAUGCCAAACUGAUCCGAGAGCUGAAAGCAGAGGUGGAGAAGCUCCGUGCAGCUCAGAUGAGCUCUCAGGGCAUCGAGCCAGAGAAAAUGAGACUGUUUCAGCAAGAGAUUGUCACUCUUAAAACUAAACUCUGUCAACAGGAGCACGAAAUGGCUGAGGCUCACAGAACUUGGAAGGAAAAGCUGGAAGAGGCAGAAAGGAGAAAACGCGAGGAAACCAAAGAGCUGCAGCGCUCCGGUGUCACCUUUAAAGUGGAUAAUCGGCUGCCUAACCUUGUGAACCUGAAUGAGGAUCCGCAGCUGUCAGAGAUGCUGCUGUACAUGAUUAAAGAGGGCGAGACCAAGGUCGGCAAGCUCAAGUCUGAGUCGGCCCACGACAUCCAGCUGUCUGGAGCUCUCAUCGCUGAUGAGCACUGUGUCAUCUCCAGUGUGAAAGGUACCGUCAGCAUUAAACCAAUGCCGAAUGCCAAGACCUUUUUGAAUGGACAUCUUGUGUCUGAGCUCACCGUUCUCCAUCACGGAGACCGUGUGAUUCUUGGAGGAGAUCACUACUUUCGUUUCAACCACCCCGCUGAGGUUCAGAGCGGGAAGCGCGCGUCCUGUUGGAACAGUGGAGAUGGUCAAAAAGACUUUGAGUUUGCCAAAAAUGAACUGCUGUCGGCCCAGAGAGCUCAGCUUGAAGCGGAGAUCGAGGAGGCUCGGUUGAAGGCCAAAGAGGAGAUGAUGCAGGGCAUUCAGGUAGCAAAAGAGAUGGCACAGAAAGAGCUGAGUGAGCAGAAGAGUCUGUACGAGAACAGGAUCAAAGCUCUGGAGAGAGAGCUGGAGGAAGAGAGUGAAAGGAAAAGAGAACAGGAGCUGGAUAAAAAGAGGGUCGUCAGCCAGGUAGAGCAAUUGCAUACAGCAAAGACUCUACUGGAGCAGGAAGUCAACACCCAUAAAAGACGUCUGCAGAUGGAGGCCCAGGCUACUAGACAGGCUUUGGCCGAUAAUAAUGUCCGGCAUGCUAAAAUUGUGGAGGCCCUUGAGGCGGAGAAGAGGAAGAUUGUAGAAGACCUUGCUCAGAUUGAGAGGAGACGUGCUCUUAAAGUGACCCAGACCCCUAAAACAGCCUACCCACAGUGGGACACCAUGAAGCUGUCUUUGAUGAUUGAAGAAGCAAACAAAAUCAGUGCCAAACUCAGGAAACACACAGUUUUCAGCAGACAUGAGGCAACCGAUAAAGAGAACGAGGGUGGAGACGCCCAACUGCAGGUCCAAGUUCAGAACACCAAACUGGGAAUUUCCACCUUCUGGAGUCUGGAGAAGUUCCAGAGCAACUUGGCUGCCAUGAGGGAGCUCGAGCAGGGGGAGAGCGCCUCUAAAGAUGACGACGUGUUUUACGACCCUAAUGAUGAGUGGGAACCGGACCUAUCCGCCUCUUCCUCAACCUCAUCUUUCUCUCGCAGAAGGAGUAGAAGCUUGCUAAAGAGCAGGAGGAUAUCUGGACGUCUCUAUGAGAUCCGAGUGCACCCUAUUCAAAGCCUACAUUGUGCUCCCUCACAGUCCACUGGGCUGAUGAACAAGCCUCCCUCCCUACACUCCAGCACGUCUGACUCCGCCGUCCCAGCCAUCUGCAAAGAUCUGAUUGGUUCUGCCGUUGCACGUCUGCGCUCUUGUCAGUCGGCCGAAGAGAAUGAAAGCUUGGCUGACAAACUGACCCUAGACCUGCUGGUGGUUCACAGUGCCGUGAGGUCCAUCGCAGACCUUUAUGAGCACCUUGACGACGAUGGCCAGGAGAACCUGUUUGCCUGCAGUACUGAAGCCCAGACUCAUCUAUUGAAGGCUACCUCUGCUGUUGAAAGGGCCGUGUUCAUUACAAUGCACUGGGUCUCCAGCAUUAAGCCCAGCUCUAACAUAGUGUCUCAGAGAACCGAGGAGCUCAAGACGGAGGUCAAGAAAAUCGGAGGCUACCUUCAACUACUCAUUCAGGGUUGUGACUCUGAGAUUUCCUCCAUGGUAACAGAGGCCCGGAAAAAGGUUGCCGAUUGUAUGAACGCGGCUCUCAAAACUAUCGGUUUGUUGGCGGCAGUGAAUGGAACUGAUCUUCAUUUGACUGAACUUGGUUCAGAGAUCAUAGACAAUAGGUCAGUUGUGGAUUCUCUGCAGGAAGGGAUGCAUCAAAGUGUGACAGAUCUUCUCUUCAUAGGUCUGAAAAUCUCUGCUGAGAUGCUUCAAGAUGCUCAGAUGACUUGCGCUGGAACACCGAUUCAGCAAUCCAAAAUGUGGGAUGUCGCCCACACUCUGAAAAGCUACUUCGACUGCUGCUUGUCGGAGAGGUCAGGCUCCACUGAGAAUCGUUCAGAGGAUGAUGAAGGCCCGGACUUGUGUGCCAUUCAGAACACCACCGCCAAACUCCUGAAGCUAAACAGGGCGAUCAAAGACCUCCACUCAUCUCUGUCAUGCUAUCUGAGAGGGAGUGGCAGCGAUGCUGGCCUUAGUCAAUCGAUACUGUCUUCAUCCAAGACGAUAGAUGAUGUCAUCAAUGGCCUUCCACAUGAAAUGACCGGAAGACGCUCCGACAGUCUUCAGCUUCCGUGUGCGAAGAAUGUCAUGGUUGCCCGUGAUAAAGUGCACUCUGCGUUGCAGGCUUUGUCAGCGGUGUUUGAUAAAAGCACAGACGGAAUACAGAUGCUGGGCACAGAAAGACACUUUGUUCAACCAGGUUAUGGCAACAGAAAUCGGACCGCGCCUAAAGUUGUGUAUUCUCUUUCCUCAGGCAUUAGCACGUGUUCCAGAGAUGUCCGCUGGGUGUAAUUUUGACUAGUCAUGUAUACAACCACAUUGGGUACAACAGUAAUGGUUAAUUGGCUAAAAUUGUCUCACUUUUCUUUGUGAUGUGUUUACAGUAUACAGGCCUUUUAUUUUAAUGAAGGGCUUAAUAGAAUAACUUAAGAAGAUGGAUUUCUGUGUAUUUUACAAAUGUCCCUUAUAACUCCUGCACUUCUGGAUAUAUUUUUUGCACUUGAAACCUUUGCACAGGCUUGGUAGUGCUGGUGUUUCACAAUUUCAUUCACAUGCAGAUUUUUAGCAUUUGUAGCAGCAUUUACUUUGGAUCAUGUAAUUGUUUCACACUAAUUUAUACUUGCAUUAAUAAACACUCACUGGGAUAAGAAA